Molecule: messenger RNA, 2212 nt
Organism: Ananas comosus (pineapple)
Lineage: Eukaryota; Viridiplantae; Streptophyta; Magnoliopsida; Poales; Bromeliaceae
Product: ubiquitin carboxyl-terminal hydrolase 24
Exons: 7
Coding region: 396-2003 (535 amino acids)
Biological process (GO): protein deubiquitination
Cellular component (GO): nucleus; cytosol
Molecular function (GO): cysteine-type deubiquitinase activity; cysteine-type endopeptidase activity
Source: RefSeq, a predicted model, not a curated record
ACCCCAAACCCUACCCCUCUCUCUCUCUCUCUCUCUCUCAUUCAUCACCCACCUUUUCGCCGCCGUUCGCGUCGCGGUGCGCUCACCCUGCGUAUCUUCGCCCCAACCCUAAUCCUUUUGGUCGAUGCUCCGCCGCGUCGGCGGUGGCGGUGACCGGAUCGUCGCGGCGGCGGCGGCGGCGGCGGCCUUUAAAUGCUCGCACCCCUCCCCUCCUCUCGCUAUCUCGGUGUCUCCUCUCGCUCUUUCAUGUCUCCUCCCCGCUUCCCCUCUCUCCACUCGGCCGGGUUCCAAACCCUAGUUUCCUCCCCUUCGAUACGGCUCCGAUCGCCCCUGCAAGAGGCUCCUUUUGAGGUUUCCUGCUCCUUUCGUGGUGGUUCCUCGGUUCUCCAGGCGAGAUGAGCGGCGGCGAGCAGUUCUUUUUGUUUGGGUCCUUCACUGAAGAUGAGACUAGGCUAUUUCAAAAGCAAUCAGAUAAGCCUGCUGUUUGCUCUCCGGAAACAACAGGACUGCAGUUUGGGUCAUUGGACUUCUCUUCUCUAAGUUUGCAUAACGGUUCCAGUUCUAACACCAAGCAAACUGAUUUACCAAAAGAUAGUCGCAAUAAGAUUGUUACGAAGGAUAGUAAACGGAAGGAUGAGAAAGAAAAGAUAAGUCAUAAUGUACAAAAUGGUAGAGCUGCCCAGGUGAAUGGAGGACCGUACAGUUCCAUUUCUCCUUAUGAUGGUGUCCUUGCGAAUGGAAAGAACGCAGAAGCUUUAGUUUCUACGCACGUAGCUGACAAUGAUUUUGUUGGAAGCAAAAAGGUGCAUGGUGAUGUGGUUCAAGUUAAGAAAAACAAGGAUGCAACAACUGUUGAUUCACCAGCUAUUGUGACUGCAGCAGUAGAUGAGCCAAAGAGAUCUAAUGAGACAGUAACUCUGCCCAAGAACAUACUUCCACGUGGCUUAGUGAAUACCGGAAAUUUAUGCUUCCUUAAUGCUACAUUGCAGGCAUUACUUUCGUGUUCACCUUUCGUCCAGCUUUUGCAGGAUCUUAGGAAUCAAAAUAUCCCGAAGAUUGGCUAUCCAACAUUAAAUGCUUUUGUUGAGUUUAUAUCUGACUUCGACAUGCCUGAGGAUCCAAGUGCAAAGAACAGUGAGAGGAGAGUUCUAGAGUCUGGGAAGUCAUUGAGUCCCAUCAUGUUUGAUGCUGUUUUGCAAAACUUUACUCCAGAUUUGCCUACAGGAAUGUCUGCACGACCAAGACAAGAAGAUGCUCAGGAGUUUUUAAGCUUUGUCAUGGAUCGAAUGCAUGAUGAAUUGCUGAAGCUUAAUGGUCAUUUUCCGAGUUUACAAGAUGGGAACUUGCCUCUUGUAUCCUCCGCUGAAGAUGAUGAUGGAUGGGAGACUGUUGGGCCAAAGAACAAGUCUGCUGUCACAAGAACUCAGACCUUUAUGCCUUCUGAAUUAAGUGCUAUUUUUGGAGGUCAAUUAAGAAGUGUAGUGAAAGCAAGAGGCAAUAAGGCCUCAGCCACAGUUCAACCUUUCCUCUUGCUCCACCUUGACAUUUUCCCUGGUGCUGUCCAGACUAUUGAGGAUGCUCUCCAUUUAUUUUCUGCCCCAGAAAAUCUUGAAGGGUACAGAACGUCACCUGGGAAGGCUGGGGUCGUAAGCGCUCGCAAAUCUGUUAAAAUCCAGACACUUUCGAAGAUAAUGAUUCUGCACUUGAUGAGGUUUAGUUAUGGAAGCAAGGGAAGCACUAAGCUGCAUAAGCCUGUCCGCUUCCCACUUGAACUGGUUCUAAGCCGUGAUUUACUUGUCUCUCCAUCAUCAGAGAGCCGGAAAUACGAGCUUGUGGCUACUAUAACACACCACGGGAUGGAACCCUCGAAGGGACAUUACACUGCCGAUGCUAGGUAUUCCGACGGCCAGUGGCUUCGGUUCGACGAUGCAUCCGUCACAAUCGUGAGUACCAACAAAGUCCUUCAUGACCAAGCUUAUGUUCUCUUCUACAAGCAAGUAUAGGUCUGUGCUCUGUUACUCGUAAUUAUGGUGUUGCUGCUCCUGCUUUAUUAUUAAAAGUGUUAAUUAUACUCUGCUGCUGUGAACGUUGCUACGACCCUAAUGUAAAGCUAUUCAAAUAGGGUAGUCAUGUGAUGGUAUUUAUUUGUUCUUGUUACAUGGGCUCUUCUUCGUCUUCUUCUUCUUCUUCUUUUUCCUUUUUUGUUAGCAAA